CAUUUGCGCAUGCCUGAAGUUUUGAGCAAAAUUCUCACGUUUUCUUCGGAGUUCUCUCACUGUUUAUACUCGCUUAGUUCGUCAAAUAUAGCAUGCCUAAAGUCCGAAGAAGCAGAAAACCUCCACCAGAGGGGUGGGAACUUAUCGAGCCUACAUUAGACGAACUGGACCAAAAGAUGCGAGAGGCUGAGACAGACCCCCAUGAGGGCAAGAGAAAGGUGGAAGCAUUAUGGCCUAUAUUUAGAAUUCAUCACCAGAAGUCAAGAUAUGUUUAUGAUUUAUAUUAUAAAAGGAAAGCCAUUAGUAAAGAGCUGUAUGACUUCUGUCUAAAAGAGGGACAUGCUGACAAGAAUCUCAUUGCCAAGUGGAAGAAACAGGGCUAUGAAAACUUGUGUUGCUUACGCUGCAUUCAGACACAUGACACUAACUUUGGGGCUAAUUGUAUCUGCCGUGUCCCCAAGAGCAAGUUGGAGGAGGGCAAGAUUGUGGAAUGUGUUGUGUGUGGAUGCAGAGGGUGUUCUGGAUAAGAUACUACGGCCACGCUGGCUCUGCUAUAAUACCAGACAUGUUUAGUGGAGUCCCCAAAGUAUGUCAGCCAUCUUUAGAAUGCUGAUCUUGAGUGUCCGGUCCGGUCUCCUAUGAAGUUUAUACCUGAGAAGCCUGAAGCCCAGGCUAGUUUUUUUAUUCAUGUUUCUACACAGAACUUUAUUCUAAGACCCAAAUUAUGUAGAGUACUAUUACAGACCUCAUUCUGUAUUUCAAAUUCUUUUCAGAUUACAUGUAAAAUAAUUUCAUGUGUCUUUACAAGGGGAAAAUGGUGGCAUCUCGGGUGGAAGUAGGAGUGCCAGUCAGGGAAGAAGUGAGAAGGAUUUUAGGAAAGUGGCUGGACUUUUCUGUGGAUUUCAUUAGAGCAGACCUUGACCUUAGGUCUGGUUUAGACACCAUUGUUUCCAUAUGCUGUUACAAAUGUUAAUGUAUGCAAAUAAAGAUAAACCAAUCGA
This is a messenger RNA of Nematostella vectensis (starlet sea anemone), 1001 nucleotides long. RefSeq names its product protein BUD31 homolog. The record is from RefSeq and is a predicted model, not a curated record. Gene Ontology annotation, biological process: mRNA splicing, via spliceosome. The coding region runs from base 93 to 527 and encodes 144 amino acids. Gene Ontology annotation, cellular component: spliceosomal complex; nucleus. NCBI's taxonomy places the organism in Eukaryota, Metazoa, Cnidaria, Anthozoa, Actiniaria, Edwardsiidae. The transcript is spliced from 5 exons.